AUGCCUUCUUUCACAGUUUACAAGGGAUCCAAGGAUGGCGCCCCCAAGCAGGCGACCACCACCAAGCCUGACCAGCUCACUGGCGAUCAGGUGUUCCUCAGAGUGACCGCCUCCGGUCUGUGCGGAACUGACCUGCACUACCGAACAACAGACAUGGCCCUCGGACACGAAGGUGUCGGUGUUGUUGAGGAGCUUGGUCCCGACGUCAAAUUCCUCCAGAAGGGCGACCGCGUCGGCUGGGGAUACGAACACGACUCUUGCGGCCACUGCAACCAAUGCCUGACUGGUUGGGAGACGUACUGCCCCAAGCGCGCCAUGUACGCCGGUGCCGACUUGGACCAGGGAUCAUUUGCUUCCCACGCCGUCUGGCGUGAGGCAUACCUCUUCAAGAUCCCCGAUGGCCUUAGCGACGAGGCCGCUGCCCCGAUGCAGUGUGGUGGUGCCACUGUUUGGAAUGCGCUGAGAGCCUACAAUGCUCAACCUAUUGAGACAGUCGGUAUCAUGGGUGUUGGAGGACUGGGCCACUUGGCCAUUCAGUUCGCCGCCAAGAUGGGAUGCCGCGUUGUCGUACUUUCGGGUUCCGACCGCAAGAAGGACGAGGCCAUGAAGCUCGGCGCCCACGAGUUCAUUGCCACCAAGGAUCAAAAGGAGAUCAAGGUGUCGCACCGAUUGGACCGCCUCCUCGUUACCACUUCCGCCCAGCCUGACUGGGACCUGCUCAUGCCCAUUCUGGCCCCCGGCGCAACCAUUCACCCCCUUUCUGUCGCCCAGGGCAACUUUAGCGUUCCCUACAUGCCGUUGCUGGCCAACGGCAUCACCAUUCAAGGAUCCGUCGUUGCUCCCCGAAAGAUUCAUCGCGACAUGCUCGAGUUUGCCGCCCUUCACAAGAUUGAGCCUGUUGUUGAGCUCUUCCCCAUGACGGAGGCGGGUAUCAAGGAUGCCAUGGACAGAUUGGACAAGGGUGAUGUGCAUUUCCGCGCUGUCCUCAAGCCCGAAUAA
Molecule: messenger RNA, 999 nt
Organism: Pestalotiopsis fici W106-1
Lineage: Eukaryota; Fungi; Ascomycota; Sordariomycetes; Amphisphaeriales; Sporocadaceae
Exons: 1
Coding region: 1-999 (332 amino acids)
Biological process (GO): alcohol metabolic process
Molecular function (GO): zinc ion binding; alcohol dehydrogenase (NADP+) activity
Source: RefSeq, a predicted model, not a curated record